AAUUUUAUUUGUGUGGUGCUGUUUUUAGCAAAAAUCCGUAAAAAAUUGCAAAUUUAUUAAAGAAAUUUACAAAUUUUGAGAAUGGCAAGUCCAUUGGAAGGAGCUUUGGUAAUUCAAAGGAUGUGUCUGAUAUAAUGACCGAUAGUUUUAAGACGCAGCUUGUCAAUAUGGGUACUCGUGCUCAAGCCUUCAAGGCAAAGUUGCGUUGCCUUCAUGAUUAUCAUGUACGUCUAUUACAUAAUGUCUUACCAGCGCCCUCUGGCGUUGACAUCGCUAACAAUAUUAAAUAUUUCUCUCAAACUCUAUUAACUGUCCUUAAAGAUGUACGUACCUCACCACACGAACUUAUACGCGAUCCCUCUGAAGAUCCCACACGUAUGUCUGCCUAUCCCAAUCUUGAAUAUGGAAAUCUAUAUAAUGCUCUUACUAUGCUCAUUGAUGUGGCACCCUGUAUACAAUAUGGUCAAAUAGUUUUUGGCAAAGCUCUCUUACAAUGUUUAUGCUGUAUCUUGCCAUUUUUAGAUAAAGAUCUUAUUGAUAAUUUACCCUAUUUAGCCAGCUCUACUAUAUCUGUCUUACCCCCAGCUCUACAUCAAGAUAUUGUUAAUGCUCUAUGUUACUAUAUCUUGCCAUUCACUAUAACCCGAAGAAGUGCCGAUGAACAGGAAUCCCAGGCUUGUCAAUCGGUCUCAUCCGUUAUAAUGAUGGUCCUACAAUACUCAAAUAAUCCAGCUCAUCAUUGUCAACUAUUGGAAUGUCUAAUGACUCUUAAGCAUAAUGUAGUUAAGGAUAUUUUAUGUGUUAUUGCAUAUGGUACUGCUGUGUCCAGAUCAUCGGCGGCCAAAUUAUUAUUUUACUAUUGGCCCGCCUUUAAUCCAAAUCUAUUUGAUCGUAAGGUUUUACUCUCAAAAUUAACAAAUGAUUUAGUCCCCUUUGUGUGCCAACGAGAACAUUGUCCCAAUGCCGGUAAUGCUGAAGCAGCCAAAGUUUGUUUCGAUCACAGCAUUAGCAUUACCUAUGCCCCCGACUGUCCUCCGCCUCUCUAUUUGUGUAUCGAGUGUGCCAAUGAAAUUCAUCGUGAACAUGCCAAUCUCGAGUUUGGCGACAUACUACAUCCCAUGCAACAAGUUUCCAUGGUGUGUGAGAAUAAAAACUGUCGCUCUAGCGAGAAAUCGGCCUUUUCGAUUUGUUUUUCCACCGAAUGUGCCAGUUACAAUGGCAAUCAUCCCAUACGUUAUUGUUCACAAUGUCACAGUAAUCGUCACAAUUCUCGGCGGGGCGGUGAUCAUGUUGUUCAUCGCAGUUUGCCGCCCGCCUGGCAAAUGGAUCCCGAAAUGCAAAUGCACAUGGUGGAGUGUGUGGUGAGUUUGCUGAGGGAAGCCAAACCCAUUAACUUUGAGCCGGGCAAAGAUAGUUCGGAUUCAAAGAAGAAUGGUGCCGGUAGCGCCACUGGUGGUAAUGGCAUCAUGCCCGAUGCCAUUACCCUGGAGGAGCGUCAAAUGUUGGGUAGAUAUGGCAUAUGGUUGUUGGUGGGACGUUGUACUCCCACAGCAGAUACACCCGUUGAGAUAUUGGGUAGAAUUUUAAGCAUGCUGUUCCAUUGGUUCCAUGUCACCGCCUAUUCCUAUGAUGCUGGGCAAAUUGAAAGUACCAUUGAGAAAUUGAAAACGGAACAUGUAGUGGAUUGGCUAAAGGAAAUCUGCCGCAUUCACUAUAGAGUUUUCAUUUCCUGUUUAUUGCCCCAUCCUCCGGAAUAUGGUCGUGUUGGCGGUCAUUGGGAAACCUUAGCUUCACGCACCGCCCACCUCAAGGAGGGCCUACAACGUUUGAUCUGUUUGGUUCCCUAUGAAGUCAUUACCUCGGAAAUUUGGGACUAUGUUAUGCCCCAUUGGAUGGAAGCCAUUACCAAUGAUGUGUCCGAAAAGGAACUCAGCGAAUUGAAAGUAGUUUUAAGUCAAAUCUUAGAUCCGGUAAUGUCUCCCUUAGGCUUUGAUGCCAAAACCAUGUACAACUUUGUGGCCAUACGUUUUGAGAAGACAACCGCCAAAGUCCAGCAGCAGGCUUUACGCUGGCUGCAAAUUCUCUCCAAAUUGGGUAUUCUAAUACAUCUGGUGCAGUUGUUUGCCAUGUUUGGUGAUGGUGUGCGCAUCAUGAAGUAUGGUGUCCAGCACGAAUUGAUGCGUGAGAAGGAGGGUGGCCCAAAAGGCGGUGUUAAGGCAGUACCCAAAGAUACCAAGGAUAAUCCUCCGCGUAGAAGUUCGAUAUCUCCCGUUGUUGAGGAUGAUUCGGGCAAUACAUCUGCCAUUUCGGAUGAUGAGGCUCCCACCAAUCGUCAUACGGAAUUCUCCACAGAUGCUGAACACAAUUUGACUUGUUGCAUUCUAAUGUUGGACAUUUUGUUGAAACAAAUGGAAUUGCAGGAUAUAGAACAACACAUGGGCAUUCAUACGUUCGUGUGUGAAGAUGUUUCACGUCUGAUGAAAUGCAUGGUUACGGCCGCUCGUGUGGGUCUCAGUAGCCAUGUUUGCUCUUUGAAGGUGGCUGAAUGUGCCUAUUGUGAGGCCUCUAUUAUGUGGCAUCAAUUGUCCACCAAGAUUGUACAAUUCAUGGCUCCACUAAAUCCUUUAAGGCCACCAGAUGUUCCCAUUGAAGACAUUAUCGAAGAGGAAAAAUCCUCACGCAAAAGCCCGCCCGAAAGUGAUAAGGAAAAGAGCCGAGAACGUGAUGUAUCCCUAUCCAUGGCCCCCCUGCCCAUACCCUUGGGUCCCUUAGGAGGAUUUUCAGGUCCAGUGCCGGUGGCAGUACCCCAACCCGAACCACAUUCGGUGGGUGGCGUUUUAGUGCAUAUGCCGCAUGUCUGUUCGAAAAACGAUAAUGGCCAAUCGGUUGAUAGUAUUGAAUUGAGAAAAGUUCACGCUACAGACGAGAUAAUGACGGCUACCGUAGAAACGGUUUCAGAACAAUUAGAUUUAGCCUCGAUAUUGCCCGCAGAUCGAGCUAUAGCUAGAUCUAUAACCUUGUCUGAUGCGGAUGUGGGCAGUGCCAAUGUUAGUGUUACCAAAGCUUCUGUUUUGGGUGGCGAUAAUGGUUUGGGAAAUGGCAGCAAUGCUGGUGCCUGUGGCUUAGAAAAUGGCAGCCUUUCUGACGAAGACGAGGAGGAAGAAGAUGGAGAAGAUUUUUGGCAUACUUCUGUGGGCAAAUUUAAAUUUUCCUUAGAACAAUUGCCUCAAAGUUUGCAAUAUAUACAUCAACUAUUAACGGAAAUUCCCACAAUUAAAAAGCCGGAAAUUCUCUACUAUGUCCUACACUGUUUAAAUGUAAUGGCUUUGCAUGGAGAUGCUUUGGCCAAGGCCGCACGAGAACAUCGUGGCUUUUUUAUAUGGUGCCAAGAGAAUUUGCUUAUAAAAAAUCUCUGGGAACUUUGCAACGCCGAACAUUCGCACAUCUGUCAAGUUGGUGUGCCCUUGCUGCUGCACUGCAUAACCUUGCCUCUGGGCUCUGAUGUCUUUUGGCGCGUGGUGCAGGAGGCAUUCCACGACACCGAUUGGCGGGUACGAUUCACAGCAGUUGAACGAGUUACUGUAAUUACACGAUUUAUGGAUUCGACUCCUCUGCGCACCGAAGUUGGUCUGCAAACGGCUUUGGCUACAGCCUUUUGUCAUCUUAUAGCCAGCAUGGAUGACAUCAAUGUCUAUGUGGCCCAAAGGGCUACACUCUAUAUCGGAACCAUACAUGAUACGGCAAUUCGGUCGCUCCUCUUCUGCUUAGAAUCGCAAUUUGAUUUGUUUAUCGUUGAUCGACCGGUGGUCUUGCAAUCUGUUUAUCAAUUGCAUAAUUCCCUAUCGGAUCGUAAGAUUUUGACCUGGGAGUUCUUCUUAAAUCGUUUCGAUACUCUAUUUGUGGAAGCUCAAAUAACUUUGGAGAAGUGUGGCGAUAUUUCGUACUUGAGAGAUUUACGUAACUCGGAAAAUGGCAGUGAAGCUUUGUCAUCGAAGAUACUAAAGGCUCGAGAGGCCUUAAGUCAGUCUGAUACAGCCACCGGGGGUAUGGCCAAGACUUUAAGUGCUUCGUUUGGUACAAAAUGGCCAUAUAAAAGAACCAUGUCAGCACCGGCCAGCAUGAUACCCAGACAGGAUUCGAAAUUCGUACCCGAUAAAGAGAAAAUCUAUAGCCGCCAGGUUUCGGCACCCAUAUUGAAACGGAAAACAUCACGCUUUGGUUUGGGUCAGUUUUUAGGCUCUAGUAGUGGAGCCAGCCAAACUUGUACUAGUUAUAGUUAUCCAACAGCUAGCAAUACAUUAUCACACCGUGCGGCUUACAGUGCUCAUAUAACCACACACUCUGUAACGUCGUCACAUUCACAUUACUCAUCACAGCCUCCAAACCAACCUCAACCCCCGCCCAACACAACAUCCUCCUCUCAUCACACAAAUCCCUUACAAACUCCCUGUCCCAUACACUCCUUGUCCGCUCAUAAUCAUCCAGUGUCACAGCAACAUUUCUUCUUUUCCUCAACUUCCCAUCAGUCUAGUAGUAGUGCACCAGUAGCAACAACAUCAACUUUAGCCUCGACUCAUAGUCAAAGUCAUCAGUAUUUAGUGCAUUGUGUAGCGCCUAGUCAAACGCUAAUUCAUAGUCCAAUGCCGACGUUACAAGAAGCUGAACAUCACAAGCAACAAACAAAAUCCCAACCCUCCACACAAUCACAUCAUUAUCCUCAUGCAUCCACUCAUUCCUAUCACUCGCAUUUCCAAAAGCAUCCUUCGGCUCCCAAUCUCCUGCCACCCCCUCCGCCCGCACCGGCACCUAGUCCCAGUCCAUCAGCUUCAGCCAUACCAAUGAAUUGUACUUGUGAUGUCGGUUGCACACAAGCAUCAACCAGUGCUAGUGCGCCGGCACCUCAAGAUGGUCAUAUACAUUCUUUGAGUGGCAUGAAUGAUGACAGUCUUAUUGGUUUAUUGAGUCGUAUUACUGAAUUGGAAGAAUCAGAUCGUGAAACAAUACAUUUGCUGGUAUUUCUAUUGAUGCAAUUUAUGUCUAGACCUGAUCAAGCUUAUCCUUCGGAAGAUAAGCCAAUUUCCAAAACCCAGGGUAUUGUAUUGAAGCAUUUGUUUUUGCUAUUGGGUCACAAUCAAAUUGACAAAACAUUCCAUACAUCACCAGAGAAUUUGAGAGCCUCAGCUGUUUUUAAUGCCUUCAUGGCUAAUUUGCCCCAAGUUCUGGAUCAAAAUCAUUUAAUAGGUGGCCUUAUCUUAUCCUCGGUCAUGCAAGUUGUCCUGUACGCUCCAAAUCCCAACAACAAUGCCGCGGAUUCGUAUCAGAAUCAAGUCUUUAACUAUUCCUUGUGGUAUAUGGAACUAUAUCCGCGUCGCAAUUGGAUGUUUACCAUGUUGGUAGUGCUCUAUAAGUACUCGUAUACCCAACCACCGCAAAGUGCUUACGUUAACUCAGCUAUACGCAUUAUAAUGAAUAGUUUACGUAACCACUUUCAUCAAUGUCGUCGUAUACCGACUACAACCAUCUUGGAUAUACAAGGUACUUCUAGGUCACGUGACGUAAGCCAACCCUCCUUGGGUACCGAUCCCGAAGAUAAAGAACAAAGUCCCCCCGCUAGUCCCAUGUUUCCUUCGGAAGGUACCAGUGGUGCCUCCAAGGGUAAAGGACAAAAUGUGGCUUUUACACCUAAACUGCAGCAUGCAUUUAGGAAAUACAAUGACUCUAGUUUGGAUGCCGAUGAAACGGAAUCCGAACUAGUAGCCAUACCGGAAAGUGAUUUAUCCGAUAGCACAUUACAUGGCAGCAGUGCUCCUGGUUCGUUUGACGAUACCAUACAUUUCGAGGAGAUAAACUCAACAAAAUUGGAGGCUUUACGGAGUCGCCGUACCACAGAGGAGACUAUUAAGAAUCAGAAAACCAUGAUCACUACAAAAACUGGAGAUACCUAUACCACCAAAAUAAAAUCUACCGUGUCAGAGACUGUCUCCACAACAGUGGUGGCUACACAUUCAAGACAUUCACUGCAGGAAGGAGUGCGCAUGAUUGUUACUCCCCUGGUGGGUACAGAACCCUCAGAGACCGCUAUUAUAAGUCCGCCCGUUGAUGUACAUCGUGCUAUAACCGUACGCAACAAGUCCCAGGAUUCAGCGGCCACAUCCACCUCUAAAAUGUUUGCUGCCAUAGCCACCAAUCAUUUGAAGGCUUUGGGAGCUUUGCAAGAUAUAAAUCCAAGAGUUACCGAGUCUAAAUCACAAUGCUCCACUAACGGCUCACGUUCUGCUAAUGGUAGUGCAGACGUUUCAGACAAACGACCAGCUGCUAAACAGACCACAGUGGAACAGUCGAAAAAACCCUUGGGCAGACAUAAGACCAUUAUAGAAUGUAGUGCUGGCACUUCGUCUUCAUCGAAUGGCAACGAAGAUUCCAGAUUAAGUGCCACUCACAAAAAGCUCACCUCUAAAACCUUGAAAAGAUCGGAUAAAGCUUAUGGCUCGCCCGAUUCACCACUCUCCAAAAUGAGUGUUAUGCCCAAUCCCGUAGAUGAAAUUGAUGCCUCAACUUUACCGCCACCCAAAAACAUUGGAACUCUAGAAAUACCCACACCUGAACGUUUGCUGCCCAUAGGCACCCAAGAAAGUGUGGCCGCCAUAGCAGAUCGCCUGCGGGAAGGUCUUAAUAUACCCGAUAUCAGCCAUUUGAAACAAGACAGUCUUGAUGUUUCCGAAAGCACUAAAGACGAUGUUACACCCUCAAGUCGUACCAAUUCUCCUAGACGCUUAAUUAAACAAGUAGCCCUGGAAGAGCCCCAUACAACACAUCAUAUUACAACACAGUCAGCUAUAAACAGAGAUGAAUCUCAGCAAGAUUUACAUACAUCGAUAUUGAAAACGGUCCAGCAACAGGAAAUCAAAUCGAAUGGAACAUUUGGUACUACUAGCGCUAAUGCAGCUGGUACACAAAUGCCCGCUAAUACGGCUACCCGUACGGAUAGUGGCAAGAAGCCGCGACAGAAGAUGGCUCCAUUUGCUGUAGAUGUCAAUGCCAUACCCGAUAUACGGUCACGUUAUGCUGGCUCCUGGCCACCGCCACCCUAUCAACCACCCGAAGAACAAGAUGAUGAUUUAGACGAGGCACAAGACUAUGGUUUGGGGCCUCAAGAUCAGGCUAUACCACAGCCAGAUAGAGUGAGCACCCGCCGUGUAGGAGAUUAUACCGUAUGUGAACGCUGUUCGGAAUGUGGUGCUUUAAUUGAGGAAUAUACGGAUGAAGAGAUUGGUUUGCUAAUCGUUAUACUGGGCACUUUCAUACAUCGAGAACCGUCUAUGGCCGCACCCUUUUUACCGGAAAUAUUAACCAUUACAUCCAAAAUAUCAUCGACCUGCACCUAUGCUUGGCAGGGAGAAAAUGGUCCGCCCUUAUUAUGCAGUGCCCAAGCUGUAGCAUUACAAUUUCUACGCUGUGUUUUACACCAACUAGCACCCAACGGCAUAUUUUUACAAAUUCUACAAACUGAAGUUAUAAUGAAAGUUAGACGCAACACCUUCCGCAGUAUUGCCAAGGCAUUACAAGACUUUCAAGAGUUGAAUGCCUCCAGUCCCAUAUACAUGGUGUGUGAGGCUUUACAAGCCAAAAAAUCUUUACCGGUCGAAAAUUUACCCAUUAUAUUCCGCAACAUGGCCGAGUAUUUACAGUGUGUAGUGCCCGAUACUACGGUGCAGUCUGCUUGGCCUCAGGCUAUGGCCAGUUUGGAGAAUUUACUGAGACAGGUCAUUGUUAUAUUGCCCACAUUGACAAAUCAUGAAUAUCUUUUGGAUCUUAUUGUGGCCACUUUACGUUUGAAUUGUGUACCCAAGACCCUAUUAGAUCCCUACUCAAAAAUACUGGCCUAUUGUGUGCAGCACACCAAUUUGGAAUAUUCGAUUUUAUACGAUAUCUGCAUCUAUUCGCGUUCGUUCUCACGCGAUCGUGAUAAGCAAUAUUUGUGCCGUCAGCUGAUAUUUGAAUUUGUGCAGGCCUUGAAGUUUAAAAUAAAUAUUCCCGAUCAUAAUCUGCUAAUGAUUAUUGGGUUUGUAUUGUUGGAUGAUGGCGGUACAUUGCCACCGGGUACAUUGCAAGAUAUACCAGAGGUGGCGCCCUCUAUAUCUACCAAUUCGGCCGAUUGUAUGCGGCAGUAUAUUAAUGAUGUGAUAGACUUUUUGGCAGAUUUUCAUACAUUGAGUAAAAUUAAGAAUUUCAAAAAUUCCCAAACACAAAAUGGUUUGGGAGAAGAUACUUUGGGUGGUGUUUUAAAGGGUGCUGUAUCGCAGUACUUGGCUUUGGAAAUGUCGCGCGGAAACUCCCGAGACAAUAAGGCUGUAGCUAGAUAUUUGCCCUGGCUCUACAAUGCUCCCUCAUCACUGCAGCAAGGACCCAAAGAAUUUACCGAAUGUGUGGGACACAUGAGAUUGCUCUCAUGGCUGUUAUUAGGUUCUCUCACCCAUAUGGCUCUAAUGCAAAGACGUUCUACCAUACACACAGCUACGAAUGCAAAUGCCACCUCUAACCAACCUACUAAUGCCAACAAUCCCGGUGCUGGCCAUCAUGCAACAGCUAGUCAUGCGAAUUUCUCCCAACCUGUUCCCCAAGAAGCCUCCUGUCAUAUUGCCGAUCAUAUACAAGUGAUUUUUGCCGGUUUUGCGGAACAAUCUAAGACCUCUGUCUUGCAUAUGUCCUCAUUAUUCCAUGCUUUCACUUUAUGCCAAUUAUGGACAGUAUAUUUGGAACAAAUCGCUCAUACUUCGAAUAAUCCCGAGGGUAAUACCAUGGGCGUUCUUUUCGAGUUUUGGGCUAAAGUAACACCCUGUAUAUUACAAUUGGUUUCACAUUCGAAACCUACCAAGGAAGCUAAUGACUUUUCGCAGAAUUCCAAUGCCAAGCUUUCCGAAAUGGUAAAUCUACAUUUCCUUAGUUUAUUGGAGGCAUUAAAGGAAACAAAUUCUACAGUUUUAAGCAAACUAUUGCCUUUGUGGAGUCCAGUUUUAUCAUCGCAGACACAGCUUUCCGAUACUUUGCAUGUGCGUUUACAAAACGUUCGUGAUUAUGCUCCAGAUUAUGAGGAACAGCAGACACAUCAUGCCGAAAACUUACUCAAAUGGUUACAACGUUUACAAUUCAAAAUGGGUCAAAUUGAAUUGCAGGCCUCAACCGCUACACAAUUCUAUUCAAUUUAAUAUAGUUAUUAAAAAAAAAACAUAUUUAAACUAUUUAUACAUUUUAUUAAGACAGCCAAAUUACAAAAAAAAAAAAAAAAAACAAACAAAAUCAAGGAGCUCAGCUCUUUAAGAGUCGUAGAAUGUUUAUAAAUGAUAAUGGCCAAUAUUUUUUAGAGAAACCCAAAAUCGAGUUUGUAGUUAAAUGUUUCAAUCAGUGUUAAAUAAAUGUUGUUGAUUUCAAUAAAGAAAAAAUCUAACUACAAAUAUAUUGAAAAGAAAAA
Molecule: messenger RNA, 9469 nt
Organism: Calliphora vicina (urban bluebottle blowfly)
Lineage: Eukaryota; Metazoa; Arthropoda; Insecta; Diptera; Calliphoridae
Gene: unc79
Product: UNC-79 domain-containing protein
Exons: 28
Coding region: 135-9206 (3023 amino acids)
Molecular function (GO): protein binding
Source: RefSeq, a predicted model, not a curated record